AUGUUUCAAUUGAAACAACAGGAAGAUAAGGAGAACCAAGAUGACACACAUGUUGAAACGGACAGACAAAAUCCACUGGAUAAAGAAGAUAAUAUUGUUGAGUUGACAGGAGAAAGAAACAGAAUACAUAUCCCUACAUCGCCAGUUUCUGAUCCUAAAGGGGCUGUUGAAGAAAAAGAAGAAGAAGGAACAAAAGAAGACACAGUGGGUGAUGACAAUAGUGAAUCAGCCUCUCCUAUCUCACCACCAGCUGCAGGUCCAAUGGAUGACGCACAUGUUGAAAUGAACAAAGCAAAGCAACAGGAGAAAGGAAAAGAGAAAGAAGAGAAUAUUGUUAAAGUAAAGUAACUGAAACUAAGAUUAAAUAGUAUAUUGUUUUUAUAAAAUGACUGAAUUGUUGUUGAAAUGGCUUGAAA
This is a messenger RNA of Salvia hispanica, 416 nucleotides long. The record is from RefSeq and is a predicted model, not a curated record. NCBI's taxonomy places the organism in Eukaryota, Viridiplantae, Streptophyta, Magnoliopsida, Lamiales, Lamiaceae.